UCAGUCUUUUGGUCAGUGUUCAAUCCCGAUCGGCUGCAGGCUAGUUCGGUUCGACGAUCCGAGCAAGACGGACGCGCUCUCAGGCUCCCGAUGUCUGACGACUCACAGGCUUUCAAAAUGAUACGAUCUUUUUUGUUGUUCUUUGUUGGUGUUUUGGUAGCCGUACUAUGUGCAACACUAAUCGAAAGCGAUCAGUCCGGAAAAGUUGAAGCCGUUUCGGUUGAAGUUCAAAUCGAUAAAUAUGAAUCGGACUUCUUGACCGAGUUCGGCCACUAUCAGUCAACUGGUAGCAAGACGGAGGCCUUCGAUCGGCUGCUGGAGCUUAUCAAGUCCCAUGACAUCAAGGUCACACUGGACCGGAUGGUUCACGCCACCGACCCGAAGAUGUGUCUCACCUGCCUAUCGGCUACCAAUACAUUUUUGGAACUGUACAAAAAAAGGUCGGCAACCGACCGCGAAGAUCGAGCAUCGUUGAUCAAGCUGGCCCAGGACAUCUGUCAUCUGUACAGCCUCAAGAGCUACGUUUGCGAUGGGUUGAUUGACCUGAACGCCGACAUGAUCCUGUAUACGCUGCAACAACAUCGGGAAAAACUACCGACGGCGGAUGAAGUUUGUGCCAUCGCUUUUCAGGGCGCAGGAUGCAUCGGUGACAUGAAGAUAGCUCUCAGCGAUCACUAUCCAAAAGUUGACCUGAGUGCAUCGGAAAACGUGCUUCGUACCUCCAAGGAAUCGGAAAUCAACGCUUCGGAUGAACCGUUUGUCAUCGUUCACCUCACGGAUAUUCAUUUCGAUCCGGAGUAUCUAGUCGGAGUUAAUGCGGAAUGUGGUUCCGAAGCAUGCUGCCGUACUAUGCCGGACUCAGAACAGGCUGAUACACUGACCGCGGCCGGUUUCUGGGGAGACUACCGUGAUUGCGAUACACCCUGGCAUGGAGUUGUUGACGUGAUGGAACAAAUUCGAUCUCAACAUAGCAAGAUUGAUGCGGUAUACUUCACGGGUGAUAUUAUCCAUCACUUCACCUGGAAUACUACUCUUGAAAGUAACGAGGAUUCGAUGCGCAAGAUCUUCCAACUGUUGAAGGAACGAUUUGCUCCUAUUCCGGUAUUCCCAAUUCUUGGUAACCACGAAUCGCACCCGGCUAAUCUCUACGCUCCACAUAAUGUUCCGGAUAAGCUCACGUCCAAGUACCUAUACGACUUCAUCGUUAAGGAAUGGGAAGACUGGCUUCCGGAUGACGAUGCGAUCCGGGCGACAAUAGCCGAUGGGGGUUACUACACUAUGAUCUCUCCCCUAGGUCAUCGGAUCAUUGCCCUCAACAACAAUCCAUGCUUCGUCCAUAAUUGGUGGCUACUUCACAACAAUGACUACUUUAUGGGUCAACUACAGUGGUUGCACGACACACUACUGGAAGCAGAAGCAGCUGGAGAAAAGGUUCACAUCCUCGCUCAUGUCCCAUCGAAUGAUCCCUACUGUUACAUUGGAUGGACCCGUGAGUAUCGACGAAUUGUGGAAAGGUUUGCUCACAUCAUUCAGGGUCAGUUCAACGGACACUCGCAUGUGGAUGAAUUUAAUGUUUACUAUCGUAAGGAUGAUCCUUGGGCAGCUGUCAGUGUGGCCUGGAAUGGAGGAUCGACGACGACCUUCACCAAGCUCAAUCCAAACUACAAGGUGUUCUAUGUGGAACCGGAGACUUUUGAAAUCCUCGAUCAAGAGGCCUGGAUCUACAACUUGACGGCAGCCAAUCUUCACCCGGACAAGAAACCGACCUGGUUCAAGGAGUACUCCUUCAAGGAUCAGUACGGCCUACAGGAUUUGAGCCCAAAAUCACUGGACACCCUGCUACAGAAGAUGGCUCAAUCGGACACGGACCUGUUCCAGUACUGGGCUUUGAAGCAGAAACAUGCCGAUCCGAUGAUGGCUCAGGGCUGCGAUCAAACAUGUCUGCGGCAAACCCUCUGUCUGAUUGUCUUAACUGAGUUUGGUGAUAACAGGGCCUGUGAUAGAUUGUUGGAAAAUGAAAAUUAAAACCCUCUCAGGCGGAUCUGUCAAAGUUAACACUAAAGUUCAUAUUUCCAUGGUUUACUGUUGCUCAUUUUAUACAUGUCUCUUUUUUUUGGUAGUUUUUUCUUCUUUGUGUCUAUCUUUGGUUGAAUCUAUUUGGUUUGGCUUGAAUGUUUGAUUUAUGUGUGUUUAUUAAAAUUUUGCAAAAUAAAUAUCGGCUCGUAUUUUUUAAUAGCAAUUUAUAUCUCAUAGCUCUUUUCCCUUUCUGAACAACAACUAGGAAUUUUUCUAGCAUAAUACAAUCUUCGUUUCAAGACAGAUCACAUCUCGGAUAAGUUGUUGUUGUUGUUGAUUACACAAUCAGGACAGUUUGAUGACCGCUUAUCACACUUACUCUAGGAGAUCAAAAUUUUUACAGCGUUUUAACGUUUCCCUUGUUUCUAACUCAAUCGUAUGUAUUUUUUCACUUUAAAUAUUUUUUUUCUUCCCAACAAGGACUGAUGUGGAACGUUCUUUGUGUGUGUGUGUAGGUUUACUUAUGUAAUGGUGUGGUGAAAUACAGUAGUAAAAUCCGAUCGUCUGGUGUUUAUUUUUUCUUUUUCCUUCGCAUAUCGCAUAGGACCGUGGCCAGGGGGAUGUCGUUUUCGUCCGCUACCCGAACUGAAAUCAUGGCCUGGUUGGCGAAACGGCCGCUCGAGAUUAGCCGGGCCGAGGUGGUUCCGCAGAAGAUGGCUUGCUCCGGCCCGAGCUCCAAACUUUUGCCGCAAACCGAGCUGGAACGGUCCAUGUCGCUAGUGUCCAGGCCGGCCGAGCCGCCGAUGUCCAGCCGGUCGUAGGAAUCCGGUCGAUCGCACUGUUAGAGGGAAGAUCAUAGGAAAUAAUCAUAUGGUUACUUUCUUGGAGCUUGAUGAUCAAACCUAAAGGGUAGAUCCCAAUAAGGAAUUUAGGCAAGUAAUGGCAGUUCAGAUGAUCUUCAUCUGUCAAAUCCAUAAUUGUCUGCCAACUUACUGGUAACUAACAUAAGCUAGACAUGGUCAAUGAUCUACCGAUUUUGAACUAUUUGUGAAAGUAUACGGUUGUUGAACUGCAAUUUCAGUGAUCUUGGACUACUGUACCAAACAUGAUUAACAUCCCUGACUUAAACUACGAACAUUGGACAAGGUAACCUUCGCCAUCUAAUUUGUAGCGCCUUUGGUGCAAAAUAUCAUCAUCACGCUAUGGUUACCCAAUCCAUUUGGAAACGUUUUGCCUUAUCAAAAACAUGGGCCUGAGAACAUUAGGGUCGAAAAGGGGAUUGAUGAUUAUGAGUUCACGCGGACUAUGUCAAUAACUCAGAAGUUUGUUGAAGUACAAAAAAGGUAUCCACCUAUCUUCAUCGUCGCUUGGCAUGAUGCCUACAGACCUCAGGAUGAUAAACACGUAGCAAGCCUAUGCGUAGACUCAUUGACGGAUGAACCCGGGACAGCUCGUAGAACGAAAAGUAUACCUAUCGUCGCAUCCCGAAUGUCGAUUGAGAUCACCUGGACAUUGUGUGCUAAUCUGGAUCAUUCGGACGACUCGCGAUAAACCUAAAUAAAUGACCUACGCUUCAAAGACCACCUGCAGCAUCUGAACUUGAUUCCCUCCAAAGACUGCCCCUAAUCAUAAGGGAAGAGAGGCUAUACUAACACUAGUGCGCUCCAUGGCAAAACUCGAACGAAUUCCUUUGAUCAUACUUUUAGAAAUAUUACUUUACUCUUCUAGCGAUUCAAGAUUCGAUCUCUCCUCGAGCGCCCGUGUUUUCAUGCAACGACUCGGCUGAUUCACGACGAAGACAACGAACGCGUCUUUUGUACCUAAACCCGUGCACAUAGCGUUAAAGAAUGACGCUCACUUCUACCACAGGGUAUGGGUUUGGAACUACCGAGGUAUCCUUGGAAUCUGGAGCUUCUUGAUUGACAUCUUAGAUUUCCUGUAGUGAAAUGGAUGAUUUGAGACUGAUCAUUAAACUUUUAACCUCGAACGAUGCCAAAAAAAAAAACCCAGAAUUAAAGAGUCUAUCAAAUUCAUAACGAUAUAGACUUUUACAGACUCUGACAUGUCAUGGACAUGGACAUGUUCAUGGACAGGUAGACUCUGACAGACUACUAAACGUGAAUAAAACGUGAGAAUUGCGAGCUAAUGAAGGUGUUGAUCUGUAUCAUGGGUUGCAGCUUUCAUAAUUUUCGUGAAAAUGAAAAGUAUUUCCCCGGAAACGCACAAAAAUAUCGUGCACAAAUGUUGUACCUUCCUAAACAUUUUGUUGAGACUGCUGAAAAUGAAAGAAGAAAGCAUUCGAGAAGUUCGAAAGGCGAUUGGGAAAUAUGAAGAGGGAAGAAGCUUCAUGGACAAAAAACUCUGGCCGUAACCGAAUCCGAUGGACAAAACUUUGGACCAGACAGUCAUGCGUGCUUACACCAGUAAGAAAACUAUAUCAGUUCGGGAUGUUGCCAAAAAUUGAGAUCCCAUCUAUGCACCAUCCCUCCUGCCAAGGUAAGAUCGGAUAAGACAUUCAAGAAACCGAAGUGGAGUCCGAAACAAGCGGCUUCCGUCAAACCAAGAGUUCGUAAAUUAUAUGAUCAACUGCUGUGUGGAAAAACGGUGUGCGUUACCAUCGACGACAUAACCUAUUGCAAGAUUGAUUCCAAAAUGCUUUCUGGUGACCAGCAUCACACUGUUUGGGAUGGUCUAGGUGUUGACGAGACGGAGAUAUCAAUUUUAAACAAAAAAAUACGGAAAAAAGGCUAUGGGUUGAUAAGCCAUAUGUGAGUGAUGCAUGCUUGCGAGCCGUACGUAACCACUGUUGUGGCCAUGAAAAGCCAUUGGACUGUACUCGGGAGGGCACAUGGAAAAACUACCACUGCUUGCCGUUCCUCUUCUGGGAUUGGACUUUGACAACCCCUGGUGGUUGUCAAACAGUGGAGGCACGUCCCCAGCUGUCUCCAACAGUGGAGGCAGGUUGUUCGAGCCAAACUCGAAGAAUUGGCAACGUCGCAUUGCGCCACCAACCAAAAAAUCAUCACCGAUCACCGCCUGCUACUUUUGUGAGUUGUUUGUCCAUUCAAGGACAUGCAUUCAUAUGUGUACAUAAAAAACGCCGGUAAACGCCGGCCGGCGUACAACAACAAUUGCAUGCUGUUGCUUCAGCCAGCGAGCAGUGGAAAUUUCCAUUGCGCACACAGAUGUUUGUGUGCGUGUGAAUGAAUCAAUCAUUCAAGCAACCGGUGUGUUUGUCAAUCCAGCCAGAUCCAUUCCAUCCGUCGACAAGUUAAGACGUCGAUUUGAAGUUGAGCCACGUUUUCCUCCAUUCUAGAAGUUGAAGUUUAAGAUUCCUUUCCAUUUUGAGUUAUUUAAGAUUCCAUUAAGAUUCCUUCCUUCCUUCCUAUGAUAAGAGUUAAGUUACAAGUUCAGUGUAAAUAGUGUAAAUACAUGUAAAUAGAGAACAA
This is a messenger RNA of Uranotaenia lowii, 5465 nucleotides long. RefSeq names its product sphingomyelin phosphodiesterase 1-like. The record is from RefSeq and is a predicted model, not a curated record. Gene Ontology annotation, molecular function: acid sphingomyelin phosphodiesterase activity. The coding region runs from base 91 to 2025 and encodes 644 amino acids. The transcript is spliced from 4 exons. Gene Ontology annotation, cellular component: lysosome. Lineage: Eukaryota; Metazoa; Arthropoda; Insecta; Diptera; Culicidae. Gene Ontology annotation, biological process: sphingomyelin catabolic process; ceramide biosynthetic process.